Cuscuta campestris is the source of this 3718-nucleotide messenger RNA. NCBI's taxonomy places the organism in Eukaryota, Viridiplantae, Streptophyta, Magnoliopsida, Solanales, Convolvulaceae. The record is from the annotation of a GenBank genome assembly.
AACACGACAUUUUGUAUUCUUUAUUCCAUUGUUGCUUGCUUCUAGAAAUGACAGAUCAUAAUCCUGGAAAAUGACUUUUGCCUCGUCUUCCAAAAUCCUGGAAAAUGACUUUUGCCUCGUUAUCCACAAUCGUGCAAGGCUCGAUAACAACGCCUGGUGGAGCAUUCACACCAUACCCGUCAGCUUGGCUCAGUUUGCUGCUGACCUGGCAAAUGCUCAGGCUCUACAAGGCUAUCAACAGGUGAUGGCCAUGAUGCAACAGGCAGGGGGCUUCAUGCCAUUUGCCUAUCCCGGCAUGACGCCACCAAUCAUGCCACCUCCGGUGUCGACCCCGUCGACAUUUGUCCCUAGGAUGGUCCCUAUACAUCCGGUGAAUUUGACGGGGACUAUGAAUGAAGCAGCGCCCUCAAAUGUCCAUGAAAUCGAUGAGGCGGAGCAGGAGGCGGCCCGCAGGAGGAAGGGUAAGGCUAUAGCCAAACCCAGCAAGACUCGAGAUUCGGCGUUCAAACGCCUAGGGGACAAGGAGGAUGGACCCCGCAAGUCUGCCAAGCUACGUCUUGGUCCUGAGAUGGGCCGGACUAGCGCAAUGGAAAGACUUGGCGGGAGUCGUCACGCCCAAUCUCGUCAUUCUAGGGAAUCUGAGACGAUUCACCAAGACGAGGAGGAAGUAGAAAGCCAGCCGAGGGCAUCGGCAUAUACCAGGCUCUCAUACGAUGAGGAUGACCUGGACAAGAUAGGGAGCGUAGCAAGGAAACUACGUGCCCUGGAGGAAAAGGUGGAAGAGAAGGCGGGAGCGAAAAAGCACACCUUGGCUAAAUCUCCCUUUUCGGCCAGGGUACAUGCGCAGAGGUUGAGGCGGAAGAUUAAGCUGGACGUGGAGAAAUUCACAGGAAAGGAGGAUCCAAACGUCCACCUUGACACCUUCCACAAUGCAGCACAGAUGGCCGGGUGCACUGAUGCUGAGGAAUGCCUACUCUUCUUCUCAUCCUUGAGAGGGAGGCUAGUGGAAUGGUUUAACGGCCUUCCCCAUGGCAGGAUUGGGUCCUUUGAGAAACUUGCCGAAGUUUUCCGCAAAAAGUACCAGGACAAUUGCAUCAAGAGGAAGAAGUUCACCUACCUUAACACGGUAGGGCAGAAGGAGAAGGAGUCCUUGACUCAAUUCUUGACCCGUUGGAGGGAUGAGGUCGACAAGGUAGAAGAGAUGGACAACAAGACGGCCAUGUCUUUGCUGAUGAAUGCCUUCCGGUCGGGUGACCUCUACACCGAAUUCUGUAGGAGGCCACCCUCCUCUUACCAAGAAGCCUACAAUACGGCAUGGGAGUAUGCCGACGCGGAGGUCUUGAAUAAGAGCAAGCGGGAAUUAGAGGAAGGAUAUACGAAGGUGAAAUUCGACAAGCCGAAGAAGGACGACCAGAUGGGAGGGUCCAAACUAAAGGCUACGUAUGACGGGUCUGUCCAUCAAAUAAGGGAUGAUAAGAAGGGAGAACAACCCAAGAGGCCUUGGACGGAGAAGUGGUGUACCUACCACCAAUCUGACUCUCACAAUACGGUGGAUUGCCGAAAUGUCAAGGUUGUGCUCAAGGAGAUGGCCUUGAAAGGAGAGCUUGGGGAAGGUUACGCGACGGGGAAUAAGAAGGACCCGAAAGCAAACACCUGGACCCGUCAUCAGGGAAAAUACCAGGGGAAGCACGCAAGGAGGGAACCUAUCACUUUCACUGAUAGGGAUCUUCCCAGGACGGGGGGAGAUCAUAAUGGCCCUCUGGUCAUUACAAUGGAUAUCAAUGGAGCUGAUGUGGCCAGGGUCCUGGUUGACACAGGAAGCAGUGUCAAUGUUUUAUACUUGGAUGCUUUCAAGAAAUUGAAGUUGGACAGGUCCAUGCUGAGGCCAUUGCAAACCCCAUUGUCAGGCUUCACUGGAGCCAGCAUAGAAGCAGAAGGUCAAAUCACCUUACCAGUUACCAUGGGGUCGGGUAACAGGACAGUGACCAAACAAAUGAGAUUUGUUGUGGUCGAGAUCAAGUGUGUACAUAAUGCUAUUCUUGGUAGACCUGGAAUCAACCAAGUCAGGGCCAUCAUUUCUAUGGCACAUUUAUGCAUGAAGUUUUACACUCCCAAUGGAAUCGGGGUGGAAAGGGGUGAUCAAAAGAACGCCCGGUCCUGCUACCUGGAAGCAGUCAAGAAGAUGACCCGCCAGUUCGAACAAAUUGAACUGGUCUCCCAGCAGGUAGACAAGGGUGAGGAGAAGGCUAGGAUCGAGCCAGAUGCAAACACGGAAGAGAUCCAGAUUGAUGCCUCCAAUCCUGAAAGGAAGGUCAAAAUUGGGGCUGAUCUUCAGGAAGAGCAAAUUGUCCAGGUGUUGACCAGGUAUAAAUCAUUAUUUGCCUGGAGUGUUGUUGAUAUGCCCGGGAUUGACCGGUCAGUCAUUUGCCAUCGUCUCUCUGUUCUUGAGGGGUCUAGGCCUGUAAGACAGAAGAAGAGAUUCUUGGCAAGUGAUAGGAGGGACUUUGUGAAGAAAGAGGUCAAGGACCUACUUGAGAUGGAGCCAGAUGAUAUUUGGAUGGAUGACUUGGUCAAGUAUUACAUGACCGGGCAAUUCCCUGAAAAUGAGGACAGGGUGAGAAAAGUAAAGUUGAGGGCUCCAAGAUUCCAAAUGCUCGAGGGAAGGCUAUACAAAAGAGCAUUCGGUGGUCCAUUGCUAAGGUGCUUGACCAGGGCAGAGGCGGAAAGAGUGAUCACCGAAGUUCAUGAGGGUGUCUGCGCCGCCCACCAAAUGUCCAGGACGCUCGCGCAAAGGAUCAUUUUGCUAGGUUAUUUCUGGCCUACAAUGAACCAAGAUUGCGAGAGAUAUGUCCAGAGAUGCAAGAUUUGCCAGGUAUUCUACAAGUUUCCGGGAAGGCCUGCAACAUACUACCACCCAGUUUCCAAUGUUAUUCCAUUCGCAAGGUUUGGGAUGGACAUCAUUGGGGCCUUCCCUNGAGGGUGUCUGCGCCGCCCACCAAAUGUCCAGGACGCUCGCGCAAAGGAUCAUUUUGCUAGGUUAUUUCUGGCCUACAAUGAACCAAGAUUGCGAGAGAUAUGUCCAGAGAUGCAAGAUUUGCCAGAGGAGUUGCCACAUAUCAUCUGGGCUUACCGGGUCACUUCAAGAAGGGCCACAGGGGAGACACCCUUCGUCCUUACAUACGGGUGUGAGGCCAGACUACCCAUCGAAGCUAAAAUAAUGACCUUUCGGGAGAAGGUCUAUGAAGAGAAAGGGAAUGAGGAAAACCAUUUGGCAGAGCUAAACUUGCUGGAAGAAAGGCGGAUGGCCGCUGAGGCUAAAAUGACGGAAUACCAGCAAGCAGCCAAGGCCUACCAUGAUAACAAGGUAGGGCCUCGUUAUUUCCAAGUGGGCGAUGAGGUCCUGAGACGAAGGGAGGCUAGCAAACCCGGAGACGGGGGAAAACUUGCAAAGAAAUGGGAAGGCCCAUAUAGGGUCACAUCAAUAUUACGCCCUGGGACAUACAAGUUAGAAACAAUGGAAGGUCGAGAGUUGGAAAGGUGCUGGAAUUCCCACCACCUUAGAAAAUUCUACCGAUAGGCCAAAUUGGCAGGGCAUAUAUUUGUAAUACCCCUUUGAUGAUAAAUAAGAGGUUUCUUCGAUACUUAUGUUGCUGGGUCAGUAAUACUAAAGUAAUGUCUUGGUGUAAGAGGAAAGGUCAAAAAAAAGAGAUAAACCCUU